GGUAGAGGUUGCAGUGAGCUGUCGUCACGCCACUGCCCUCCAGCCUGAGCGACAAGAGCAAAACUCCAUCUCAGAAAGCUAAGAAAAGAAACCAGUUAGAUGUGGAAUAUGACCAGUGACUUAAGCUGUUUGUCAUCAAGUCAGCUAUAGAUACCUUGGUGAAAGAGUGUGAACAAGUUAAACCUUUUCAUUGAUGAAACCUGAAAUAGCAGUAAUGGCUGUCAUCAUUAUUAUACAUUUUAAAAUAUAUGGUUUUCCCUAUUCUAAAAAGUAUGAUGAAUAUUUUUAAAUUCACAGUCCACUCUUGUGUCAAAUAACCAUUUAGAGGUCUUCAUGGGCUAAAAGUUUUCAAAAUGUUGCUGUAGGAGCCACUGGCAUAGUAAAAAUCGGGAAAUUACCUGGUCAGAUCAGUGUUUCAGAAAGAAUUCUGUUUAUCUCAAAAUAUUCUAUUAUUGUGUUUUUAUCAUAGGAUGCAUUAAAAAUUGGUAAGAAUUUCUUUAUCUUAUUUUUACAACAGUAUCAGUUGACCUACAUUGGGCAGUCUGUAUAAUGAACACACUCGAAAGAUGACAAGUUUGCCAGAGAAGAGAAUGGAGAGUAGAAAAGAAUAAAAGAAAUAAAGCAUGUCAAACUCUGAUACUGGUGCCUCAUUUCUUAAUCUAAAUUCUAAUUAAAUCUUGUUUUAGUAUGAGGACUGCAUCAUAGCUACCAGCCCUCUAGUUCUCAAAGGAAGUAACUGUACAUGGAAUAAAAAGAAACCCCUCCCUUAGAAGUGUUGAUAAAGCAUUUGAAAAACACAUGAACUUUCAUUAAAAGUUAUGGCACCAGCUAUGCAAUCCUUUGAACUAUACAUUUUUAUGUGCCAAAAAAGAUAGUAUCUUUGCUAAAUUGACUGCUAAUUAAUAUAGCUGCUAAUGUGUGAAAUAAUCUAAUAGAUAAUGUAAAUCAUACUAGAUAAUAUAAGUGAAUUCUGUAGUGGUCUUCAGAUACAAUUACAGGUAAAAUUGUGUUUACUAAAGAACAACUUGGAAGGAGGCUUAAGAGGUUGGGCAGGUUAUCCUUUUUGAAUGAGGUAUACGUACUUUUCUAAAAGUUUAAUCGAAUAAGACACUCACAGUUGGACCAUAAAUGGUUUUUGCUUUUUAUAGCAGUGUAGCUCAUGGCCACUUAAUACAGUCAGUUGCCACUACCUUUUCAAUCCUCCUCAUUAAUGCUAGACUAGUUCAUGAAGUGAAUGAGAUAAUAUAACAAUGAUGAACUGAAAGCAUACAGGUCCCAUGCAGUGCCUCACAUUUCAUAAGGUUUUGUUGUAUUAACAUUUCUUAACCUUAAGAAUUGAUGAGAGUAAUACCCUUUCAGAGCCCUACACACAGGGUCCAAUUAUUAGAGCACACUAUGACUGGGUUUAUGUUUAACAGUGGCUGUCCUUCAGAUUCCCUUAGGGAAUCCUCCCAAUGUAGAGAGUUGGGAGAUACCAAUUUUAUUCUUUACUGGACUGGCCAAAUUGCACAAUUAAUUAAGACCUGCUUUAAAAUAGCCUUCACAACCCUUUAAAACCAUGGAAACAUAGUGAAUUUAUUGUCAGGCUGAAAUAGCUACUUUCAUCCAGGUUGGAUUAAUGAGUAUCAGAGUUGUUGCUUUCUGCGUAGAGCACUACUACUCAGAAACAACUCAUUUUCUUGACUGUACUCUGGGUUUUUUAAGUGACGAGGUGCUUUUAAAGAACUGACCUUGUAUAGUAAGUUUAUAUGCAGCUCAGUUUUUUACAUUUUUCUUUAAUUAUGAUUUGUACAUAAAGAAGCAUAAAACAUGUAUACAGUUCAAAGAAUAAUUGUAAAAUGAGCACACAAGUAAACCACGUCCCAGAUCAAGAAAAGUGACCAGCAUUCCAGAAGCCCUUGCCAUGUGCCCCUCCCACAUGACAGCCCUCUUCUCUGGGUGGCUUCUAUCUUUACUUUUGUUAUUUCCUUGCUUCUCUUUGAAAUGUAAUCACUUACAUUUCUGUUGUAAAAUGAUAUAAGUUAGGCUUGCCUGUUUUUGAACUUAGAGGCAUAGAAUCGUAAUGAAUGUUAUGUGCAUUUUUGUGUCUGGUAUCUUUCACUCAGCAUUAGGUUUGUGAGACUACCUACGUUGUUGCUAUCCAGUGCAUUUUUUAAAAAGCCUUUUUUAUAUUUGCCUUUCUCCCUUUUAUACUUAGGACCUCUGUAACUCUAAAUUCUUUUGGAUAUUUCUACUUUGCCUUCUUGGACUUUCUGCUAAAUGAAGAUUAAGACUUGUCUGGACCCAGGUUUCCUGAGCCAACCCGACUGCCACCGGUUUGAUGGCAUUUGUUUAGAUGAGACUACAUCUUUAAGGCUUCCUUGCCCAGUUAAAAAUCUUCCUUUCUCCCAGGCUGGUCCAAAGGUCUGGUCACAUGACUCCAACAGUGACAUCACAUUCUGACCGCCAGGGAACACUGGUGGUUCUUUAGGUGGCGUUUGUUGCCGUGAAAGGCAGAGAAUGCAGCAAGUGCCCUUCUAAAGCACUUCAGACUGGGGCUUCUUUUGUAAAAGCUCCCCAACCUAAAUGACCAAAUGCGGGCUGCCAAGGUUAUUUCUUCCUUGAGGCAGAAAAAAAGAAAACUGUGAUUGAAGAGGACAAGUCGUACAAUGGUGGUGGAAUAGGUUCUUCAAAUAGGAUCAUGGAUUUCUUGGAGGAACCAAUCCCUGGUGUAGGCACCUAUGAUGAUUUCAAUACAAUUGAUUGGGUGAGAGAGAAGUCUCGAGACCGGGAUAGGCACCGAGAGAUUACCAAUAAAAGCAAAGAGUCAACAUGGGCCUUAAUUCACAGCGUGAGUGAUGCUUUUUCCGGCUGGUUGUUGAUGCUCCUUAUUGGGCUUUUAUCAGGUUCAUUAGCUGGUUUGAUAGACAUCUCUGCUCACUGGAUGACAGACUUAAAAGAAGGUAUAUGCACAGGGGGAUUCUGGUUUAACCAUGAACAUUGUUGCUGGAACUCUGAGCAUGUCACCUUUGAAGAGAGAGACAAAUGCCCAGAGUGGAAUAGCUGGUCCCAGCUUAUCAUCAGCACAGAUGAGGGAGCCUUUGCCUACAUAGUCAAUUAUUUCAUGUACGUCCUCUGGGCUCUCCUAUUUGCCUUCCUUGCCGUGUCUCUUGUCAAGGUGUUUGCACCUUAUGCCUGUGGCUCCGGAAUCCCUGAGAUAAAAACUAUCUUGAGUGGUUUCAUUAUUAGGGGCUAUUUGGGUAAGUGGACUCUGGUUAUCAAAACCAUCACCUUGGUGCUGGCAGUGUCAUCUGGCUUGAGCCUGGGCAAAGAGGGCCCUCUAGUGCACGUGGCUUGCUGCUGUGGGAACAUCCUGUGCCACUGCUUCAACAAAUACAGGAAGAAUGAAGCCAAGCGCAGAGAGGUCUUGUCGGCUGCAGCAGCAGCUGGUGUAUCUGUAGCUUUUGGAGCACCUAUAGGUGGAGUAUUAUUCAGCCUUGAAGAGGUCAGCUACUAUUUUCCCCUUAAAACGUUGUGGCGUUCAUUUUUUGCUGCCUUGGUGGCAGCAUUUACUCUACGCUCCAUCAAUCCAUUUGGGAACAGCCGCCUGGUUCUAUUUUAUGUGGAGUUUCACACCCCAUGGCAUCUCUUUGAGCUCGUGCCAUUCGUUCUGCUGGGCAUAUUUGGUGGUCUUUGGGGAGCGCUGUUUAUCCGCACAAACAUUGCCUGGUGUCGGAAGCGAAAGACCACCCAGUUGGGCAAGUAUCCUGUUAUAGAGGUACUCGUCGUGACAGCCAUCACUGCCGUCCUGGCUUUCCCCAAUGAAUACACUCGGAUGAGCACAAGUGAGCUCAUUUCUGAGCUGUUUAAUGACUGUGGCCUUCUGGACUCCUCCAAGCUCUGUGAUUAUGAGAACCGUUUCAACACAAGCAAGGGGGGUGAACUGCCUGACAGACCGGCUGGUGUGGGAGUCUACAGUGCAAUGUGGCAGCUGGCUUUAACACUCAUACUGAAAAUUGUCAUUACUAUAUUCACCUUUGGCAUGAAGAUCCCUUCUGGCCUCUUUAUCCCUAGCAUGGCUGUUGGUGCUAUAGCAGGUCGACUUCUAGGAGUAGGAAUGGAACAACUGGCUUAUUACCACCAGGAAUGGACCGUCUUCAAUAGCUGGUGUAGUCAGGGAGCUGAUUGCAUCACCCCUGGCCUUUAUGCGAUGGUUGGGGCUGCAGCCUGCUUAGGUGGGGUGACUCGGAUGACUGUUUCUCUUGUUGUCAUAAUGUUUGAACUGACUGGUGGCUUAGAAUACAUCGUACCUCUGAUGGCUGCAGCCAUGACAAGCAAGUGGGUGGCAGAUGCUCUUGGGCGGGAGGGCAUCUAUGAUGCCCACAUCCGUCUCAAUGGGUACCCCUUUCUUGAAGCCAAAGAAGAGUUUGCUCAUAAGACCCUGGCAAUGGAUGUGAUGAAACCCCGGAGAAAUGAUCCUUUGUUGACUGUCCUUACUCAGGACAGUAUGACUGUGGAAGAUGUGGAGACCAUAAUCAGUGAAACCACUUACAGUGGCUUCCCAGUGGUGGUAUCCCGGGAGUCCCAAAGACUUGUGGGCUUUGUUCUCCGAAGAGAUCUCAUUAUUUCAAUUGAAAAUGCUAGAAAGAAACAGGAUGGGGUUGUUAGCACUUCCAUCAUUUACUUCACGGAGCAUUCUCCUCCAUUGCCUCCAUACACUCCACCCACUCUGAAGCUUCGGAACAUUCUGGAUCUCAGCCCCUUCACUGUGACUGACCUUACACCCAUGGAGAUUGUAGUGGAUAUUUUCCGAAAGCUGGGACUGCGGCAGUGCCUGGUUACACACAACGGGCGAUUGCUUGGAAUCAUUACCAAAAAGGAUGUGUUAAAGCAUAUAGCACAGAUGGCGAACCAAGAUCCUGAUUCCAUUCUCUUCAACUAGAAUCACAGACAUAGGGUUCUGGAUGUAAAGCAGGAAGACAGACCAUGGAUAUGUUUUAUUAACCGGGUACCCAAAACACAUUUUCCAUAUUUGGAUGGUGAAGUCAUGUUAGUGUGUUGUCUCUUUCCUACAAGUUAACCAAUUGCACUACAUAAUCUCUGGAAAUUAAUUUUCUCUUUAGGAGAAAUUACAGGUAGGCUUCCAUGAUGUUAUGUUAGGAAGAUUUCAUGAAAGAAUAAUUAAGAUUGGUGUGGUUUAAUUAUAUUUGUUUUUUUAAAGAUUUUUUUUAACUUAAAAAGUAGUUAGCCAAUAUGCAAUCACUGAAAACUAUGCAAGAAAAAUUGGAACCGUCCUGACCUAUAGCUUGUAGGAAACUGAUGAAAAAGUCACUCUUUUGGGAUCUGUUAUUACUGGAAGAUGAAGUGUAAACUAAGGGGCUUUGCUUUUCAAACCAGAGAAAGAAAAGCCAGAAGGAAAAGAGGAAUGGUAUUUUCUAGACUGUGAAGAUUCAGUUCAAAUGUUAUCCUUAUUCCUGUUACAAUAUUUAGCAUUAUUAGUUUGUUAUGUGUGUAUGUUUAUGUUAAUUUUAAUUUCUAAUCAUAAGACAAUGCUGCUUUGGUUAAUCUCUUCUAAAGAAUUUAGAGAGAUUGACUUUUAUAGCUUGCUUGUUCCUGGUACCCUUUUGAAGUGCACAAAGAUAAGUUACAGAGCUUUCUCCUUGUCUGCAGAAAGGGUAAUUUUCCAGGUGGUAUUUGUUAGCUAGUAGACAAGGACUUUGCCAAGAAUUUGUUAGUAGCAAGGAAUGAUUUCCUCCAGCUUCCUUGAAAUGAAUAAUUAGUAAACUUCUAAGCAAAGUCAAUGACUAGCAGUUUUACAUUUUUUUGUGAGGUCCUAAUUAAUUCUCUUACCCAGAUGCCGCCUCCAUGAAUGAUGGUGCUUUAGGCUUCUGGAAUAUGUAAGAACAGUAAAGGGAACCAAGUCUAGACUGCAUGCUGGUAAACCAGCGAAGAUUUAGAACUGCAUCUGCAUCCUCAUGCAUUCCUUUGUAGAGACCACCAGUACUAAAAUAACUGGACACUCAUUGCACCUCACAGCGAUAAAUACAUAUAACAGGCCAGUGUGUUGUCCCCAUGAACAUGAAUUAGGCUUGGGAUACUUCCAGAUAUAUUCAAGGCGUUGGAACAGGAUAGGCAGCUGUGACUCCCUCGAGAGUCCUUAGAAUUCUAAAUAAAAUGCAAAGCCAUCCUAAGAGCCAGCAGUAUGGAUAAGGCCUGUUAACACCAAAGGUGCUUGUAUCCAAUUGAAAAGGUGCCUGUCUCCAUUUCAUACCAUCUUUAUUGCAGUUAAAAAGAAAAUCACACUCUAGGGACACUUAGUGGAAUUACAGAGCCACCAUCAUCAUUCCAACCACUAUUUCGUUUUCUGUAGUUUUACCUAUGAGCAAUUACUCCCCCUCCAUUCUGUUCCCCUUCUUACUCCUUAGUACUGAAUCCUCUGUUUGGGAUCGAGCGCUGCUCCUAGUUAAUCAUUACUAUUGCAAAAAAAUAACUCCCAGGGCUAGUUAAAUUGUAAACCAAGGCGCAUCAGUCUCGCAACACAUGAACCAGAGGUGACACACAGCUAUUUUCUUUGCCAUGUGGCCCAGUUGCUGCUGCCGUGCCUCCAUUUCCACACUGGUUGCCUGUGGCAGUGAGAUUUCACUGCCGGGGUAAGAGUUCAACCUGGAUCAUUUUUUAUCUCUGUUCCUAGCACUUCCCACCAUCCUUGCAGCCCAGAAUCAGCGGUCAUUCUACAUAGUCCCACCAACCCUCUACCCCCAAACACUUCAGUGUACCUCAUUUUAAGAGUUGCUGAUCUCUGAAUCUAGGAUGUUUUUACCCCUAGUUCUUAACUUUCCAAAAUCUGAAAUUAUUUUUUUCCUCAGAACUGGGUAGCCAUUUUUUAUUUUAUAUUUAUCUUUAAAAUAAUCAAAUGAGUCACUAGAGUUUCUCCUUGUGAGUAUAUCACUUUAGCAUUUUAAUGAAAAAGAAAAAAACUCUCUGGGGUACAUUGUAUCAUAGUCAUGGCUCAGUAACCACAUAUUUUGUCCUCUCCAUGCCACUGAUUCCUUCAUAUGAGACUAUUUGCCUGACUACUCUGUAUGUUGUGUAGAAAUCAAAGCUCUUAUCUGUACAUUUCUGGUCCAAUACCUGUCUUAUUAGUUGUCCUUCCCCACUAAAGUUUGCAAAACAGAAAAUGUUACUAUUUCUGGUAUUUAAUGACAAUGAAAGGUUUGGUUGUAUUUCAUAGUGCAGUAGUGAUAAGGAGGGUGUCUUAAGUUUGUCUUUGUUUUUCUUCUAGGCUCUGUUCUUGAUUUUAGACAGAUGAGCCAGUGUUAAGGUGCUACUUCAGAGAAUAAAUUCGAGAAAUCAGAUAACACUGUGCCAAGGUAUACUUUGUAGAUGCUAAGCACCGAUUGGCCCUCCAGAGAAUGACAAUAUCCCUUUGUUACCUCACUCCUGAUCCAUCUCAUUCAUUAACCUCAGCUUCUCAGGAAUCCUUGUAGCUUGUAUGCUAGAAGUAGCUAUAGUAUAUGGUAUCUACUAUAUGUCCAAUCCUAUGGUUUGGCUCAAAGGUUGGCUAAUUGUGGCUAGAGCUCUCUACUAGACUGCUAGCUCAGCACCUUGGCACUCUAACUUUCUUGUCUUGAGGAAAAGGAAAAUGUUUUUUCUGCCAUUGCCACUUUAACAGUUGGACAUGCUUCCGCAACAAACACAGCCAGUAGAGGGAGGACUGUCAGCAGCGGCAAAUGGCCACAUACCUCAAUGGCAAAACACUAGAUGGUUUGGGAUUUAAAAAUUAAUGAGACGAGACUAUUUUGGUAUUAAAUGAGAAAAUUGUCUGACACAAGGGAAGGGUUUACAAAAGAAUGCCUAUUAGUGCUUCAACAGAGUUAGGAUUUUCCAAGGAAGAGUAGCUGAUAGACAUCCAGCCAUAAAAGGAAUGAGAGUCUAUAGAUUUGUAAAAGUCAAACUGCUAUAUUUUGUGUCUUCAGAUCUUCAAUUUAAAGAAUUCAAAGAACCUGAAAUAGUUAAAAUGCAUGAUUCAUUAUAUUGGAGGGGAAAAGCAGGGGACUGAUAAUACAAAAUGGCAAGUUUAAAAAUCAUUUCUACUUGGAUGUUUGGUUAGAAACAUAUUCCGAUCCUCCACUCUUUCUCUGGCCACGGCAUCCUGGCUCAGCCCAGCUGUUGAGUAGAGGUGGUAAGAUCCACAGAACAGAUAUCCUCUGGUAGAUAAGCUGACAUUGAUGAUACUUUGAAUUUGCCAGCUGGUGGAGCAAACAAUUAAUUUGUGAUUAAACUGAAAAACAAUUGAAUUGUUUUUGCACCAAAGGCUGAAUCUAAACCCUUUACAGGAAGAGCAGAGCAUAGUAUACAUCUCCUAGCAGAUCUUCAAUUCUGUUUGAACAUAAGAGUGAUAAAGUAACCGGGGCUUAGUGAGCUCUAAGGCCAUGAAGUAAUUCACAACCAAGAUCUUGUGAACCCAUUGAGGCGUGAGGGAGGGCAAAUAUGUUUUGAGAAACGUAGUAUGCAAUGGAGUCCAUUAUAGAAAUUAACCACUGCUGUAUGUUUUAAUUAGUUCAAUCACGUGUUGCGGUUCAAUCUUGAUUCUCAUUUAUUUUGUUAGGUGAUGGAUAGGAAGAUGUACUUGUUAUCCCACAGUAUCUCUUGUUUUUGUUUUUAAAAAAAUGAACAGUGCAAUCUUUGAAAUUACGUUUUUAAUAAUGAUAGCGAAGACAAUGGUGAGAACUUGAAACAGCCAGCAUAUUUUAUAUUGUAUAUUGCCAAAGUACUUACUAAUGACUGACCACACUGUCUUGUGAAGAACUGGGUCCCCUACACUGGAUCAGAACCAACUGCAGGCCACCCAUCAGUUCAGAGAAAAAAAGAGAACAUCUUUUGGGUGGUCCAUAGAACAUUGAGCUCUUAAAAACCCUGAGAAAAAUUAGGAAUUUAGAAAGUAAGUGGGAGGCAGAAUAUUGAGUCCUUUUUUAAAAAGAAAUUAGAUGUCAAAAUAUGUGGUGUGAACUUAAAUGUCCUAAAGCCUUGAUUUUUUCUUUCUUUUUUUUUUUUUGGAGACAGACUCUCACUCUGUCACCAGACUGAAGUGCAGUGCUGCAGUCUCAGCUCAUUGCAACCUCUGCCUCCCGGAUUCAAGCAAUCCCCUGCCUCAGCCUCCCAAGUAGCUGGGACUACAGGCGCCUGCCACCACACCCGGCUAAUUUUUGUAUUUUUAGUAGAGACGGGAUUUUACCAUGUUGGCCAGGAUGGUCUUGAUCUCCUGACCUCAUGAUCCGCCCGCCUCGGCCUCCCAAAGUGCUGGGAUCACAGGCGUGAGCCACUGUGCCCAGCCAAAUCUUGAUUUUUUUUAGCCACCUCUGGGAUUUCCUGGGUUCCCUUUGGAUAAUAAACUAAGAGUUUAUUCUCCAGGCCAUGGAAAAAGCCCUGCUAAGAAAAUAUUUGAGUGGUGCAAGAUGAUGGAAGGAAAACCAUCCCACACCCCUAUAACAUAUAUUCUGGCAUUUAUAAACUGCUUGAUCAUGGGCCUCAAGGGCAGAAAAAGUUACGUAAUCCUCCAAAGACCAGAUUUUCUAAGCAAAUGAGUGGUUCAAAGCAAUGUUUGUCUCAAGGGUAGUCUAGUUUCAUGGAUAGGGCCGACCCAAGACAUCUGCUCAUGAAGAAAUGUGGCAUCUGUUGCCAUUUCCCAAACUCUAUGGUUUAGCUAGUCUUGAAUUUUGAUAGCAAUUUUUAAAAAAUGUGUAUUUUUGCCUCCUAGUAUGUCCUUAUUAUAUAUUGAAAGAAAAAGUGAGAGUUCCUCAGAUCAGAGCUCAGGAGCUGUGUCAAUUUGAAGUUCAACCAGUGUAGUGGUCCUGGGGUGAUCACUGACUUUGGUUUGUUUCAAAUUUCAGUUGCUUGCUCCAAGAAGAGAAGUUCUGAGAACAAUGGGUGUUAGCAACUUGAAGUUACUCCCCAAAUGUUUACUGGCCAUAUUCUCAUUUCUAAACAUCUGGAGCUGGGUAAAGGUUUGAAUAGAUGUAGAGAACAAAAUUGCUUUUUCUAUGGUGUAGUCUAAUUUUGACAAAUCACCCAAGAAAGUAUCUGACGGUUUGCAUUUCUUGGAUGGGACCUAUCAGGUCACCCAGCCCAAUCUUGCAGUCAUAAAUUCCUACCUCUUAGUUCCUGCCAAAAGGCCUUCAGCCUCUGUGUGUACACUCAUUGAAUGAAUGCUUUGCCUAAAGUUUGGGCUUUUGAAGAAAACAGCAUGUGAUAAUAUAAAAAUAUGAGAGUUAAAAGAAAAAAAGAUCUCUGCCUCUCCUACCUCUCCCUUGUCCCAACCUGCUCUCUGCCUCGUUCUCUUUCCCUCUCCCCACCAUGCCCUGAAUUCACAUUUCUCUUUGUUUUUUUACAGGCAUGUUGUUUUGAAUGUGGACUUUGGGGGAGGGAGAGGAUUGUUCUGAGACCAGAAAAUGGAAGAUACUUCUGAGUUGAUGGGACCAACAGGGCCUUGCUUCUCUGUGAGGGCCAAAGCCGUUGAUACUUGUCAGGGGUGUUGAGGGCUUUAGCAUCUCAAGGCAGACAUAUGAAGUAUUUACUGCUAAACUGUAUUAUCUACUAGUCCAAAUCUGUUGGAAUUCAGGAGCAGUCUAAGAUUUGCUGAGUGAAAUGCCAUCUGGCAAAAUCAAGAAGAGGGUAUGGCCUGAGAGGGGAAUGUUCAGCCUCACUAUCACAUUAAGGGUACCUCAAAAUACAUGGUCCUUCCAGUGUGUUCCUUUUCCUUCCUCCAUUUCACUUUGUCCCCUCUUCUUCCUUUCUCUCCCAUUGUCCUGCCUUUUUAGCACUCAGCUUUUUAUAUACAUAUGUAUUUACUUUUUUAUUAUAUAUUUGGUCCUUUAGGACUAUGUGAUGAUUAAGAAUUUAUUCCAUUCAAGAUUUUAAAAUGAUGUGUUUCAUAUUUUGUUCUCUUAAACUGUCUUUUGAAGCUAUGCUGCUAACCAGGUACAGGCCAGAAAGGAGGUGGCCCUGUCAAUACCUUGGUCAUGUGAGCUAAGGGGGACAGUGAUGUCACGUGGGCGAGACUCUUCUUCAUUUGACCAAGGCCAGCCUCCUACUGUUACCUCUGCCCAUUCAUUUCUGACUGUGGGAAAACUACCACCCAUUGGGUGAGCCAAUGAGACCAGGAAGAUCAGAGGGGCCGGGUUCCAGCCCAUGGGCCACUAUUUGAAUCUCUCUGUAGUACGCUCAUUUGUAGGGCUGGCUCCAACUGCAGUAGCCAAAGAAAACCUAUCUGACUCGACAUUUUACUGCCUGAGAGUUGGCGAAAGUUCAGCAGUAACUAGGCAUCCAGAAAGUAGCUUCAACCAAAGCUAACAGAGCCCAAGUUUCCACAGGAAGUUUGGUGCUGAGCUGUCCAGAGCAGUUAUGUAUCUGAGUGUUGCCAGCCCUUAGCCAUGCUUUCUUAGCUUUAUUCUCGCCUGUUCCUAGGCAUAGCCUGAACCAGAGCUAUGGCUCACUGCACACUUUAUUCUACUCCCUAGUCAUGCGGAACAACAUAGUCUAAAAAGGAGGAUGUGGACUGGGGAGAUGGGAGACCUGGUUUGUAUUCCCUAUGCUUCUACUAACUAGCCUCGAGAUCUUAACCGCUCUGUGCCUCAGUGUUCCCAUCUGCAAAUGGGGAUAGUGUUAAUUGCCCUACCUACCUCACAGGGUUGUUGUGAGGAUAAACUGAGACAAUGAAUUAAAAGAACUUUGACAAGUAAGUGCUAUGCAAAUUGUAAGAAAUGGAAACAAUCAUGUUAAAGGCAAUGGAAUGGACAUUGGCAGAAGGGUCAAUGGAUCGUCCAGCCCUUUCUCUGUGUGGCUGAAACCCAGGUCGCCAUUGCUUUAUACAUUUUCACUUAGCACAGAUUUGUAAUUAUGCAUGUAAUAAAGCACAGCCUUAUCCAC
Messenger RNA from Sapajus apella (tufted capuchin), 11904 nucleotides. It is a transcript of the gene CLCN5, whose product is annotated as chloride voltage-gated channel 5. Bases 2681 to 4921 code for a protein of 746 amino acids. Gene Ontology annotation, molecular function: voltage-gated chloride channel activity. Gene Ontology annotation, cellular component: Golgi apparatus; synaptic vesicle; early endosome. The record is from RefSeq and is a predicted model, not a curated record. Lineage: Eukaryota; Metazoa; Chordata; Mammalia; Primates; Cebidae. Gene Ontology annotation, biological process: transmembrane transport; chloride transport. The transcript has 12 exons.